Molecule: messenger RNA, 1221 nt
Organism: Aspergillus vadensis CBS 113365
Lineage: Eukaryota; Fungi; Ascomycota; Eurotiomycetes; Eurotiales; Aspergillaceae
Exons: 2
Coding region: 1-1221 (406 amino acids)
Source: RefSeq, a predicted model, not a curated record
AUGCCACCAAUUUGGACCUACCCUUGGUCUUCCCAACUACACUGCUUUGAAGACUCGAGUGCAUCCUUCGAUUUGGCCGCUCGCGCUUGGGAUCAAAAGACUGCACUUAAAGAUUAUCUUUACCUUUGCCGAACUGAGCCAGGAUUCCUAGUCCAUGUGGUAAACUUCUGUUUUUACAGUCGUCUCGAGCCUGUACCCGACGAUCGUGGACGGAUGCUGCCUCUGACGACUGAUAAGUACAUCUCCAUCUGCGUUGUUGAAGCAGUCUACAAUGUAGUGGCUGGGGCUGCUAUUUGGGGGUUCAUCUACCAUCUUCUACAGAGCCUCAUGGAAAGGCCAACCGAUCGAGCGUACAAAAUCCUCCUACUGCAGGAACUAGCCAAUGUGAUGUCCUUCGAAUACAAGCGGGUUCAAUCGCGGUUCAAGCGUUACGUCCAGGUGGGAUCAGGAUCAGGACACUUCAAACGAGUCCCUGGUGUCUAUGGCAAUGGCGUAGCACGGGUGACGAUGAAGACCAAACCAGACACCUUGACUCGCUCGAAUCCGCGACACCAUUAUAUGCUUCGCCUGUGCCAAACUGAGACAACCCCACCAAAGGCAGUGGACUGGGUCAAGAAGCUUCAUGGCCUCCAAAGAACCGAACCGGUCGAAAUGGAACAGACAACCGAGCUUGAGUAUGAUGCUUUCAGCGAUCUGGCGGUAACUGCUGCCUUUGCUCAGUCUGUUUCUGCUUCUUUGGCACUGCCGCCCGCGACAACCAAAAAGGGGCAAAUGUACCUGUCAAAAUUCGGAAAUCUGGACGCUGAGCUCGAACCUUUGAGAAGGGAGAUUGACCUGUCCGGCUAUGCAAUCCCAAUUGACGACCUACGCCAACCAGGAAUGGCCCAAGGCGCUCUCGCUACUUUAGGCCAACUCGUCAUUGAGAAGACUGGGGCGGACAUAGGCUUCCUGUACCAGGAUCUCAACGAGAGCUGUCUGUUUGAAAUCAAGAACCAAUAUGAACAACAAAGAGAUAAAGAGCAAUCCGCUGCUGCUGUUGCGCCUGGCCUGUCAAUUCCCGAACCCUCAAGUUCCGAGCUACAGAUUACAGAGCGACGUCAAAAAGUCAAGACCCGACCGGCACAUUCCUCUAUCUAUAACAUUACCCCGACUACCGAGGCUCCGGAGAAGGACGAUGCCCCUGAAGCCCCGAUCUUGAAGGUCGUGCCUAGCACCUUUUAA